Molecule: messenger RNA, 3892 nt
Organism: Chelonus insularis
Lineage: Eukaryota; Metazoa; Arthropoda; Insecta; Hymenoptera; Braconidae
Product: alpha-2B adrenergic receptor-like
Exons: 3
Coding region: 88-1011 (307 amino acids)
Biological process (GO): adenylate cyclase-activating adrenergic receptor signaling pathway
Cellular component (GO): plasma membrane
Molecular function (GO): G protein-coupled receptor activity
Source: RefSeq, a predicted model, not a curated record
UUCAGCCAACUCUGCUACAAACUGUCAGAGGACAUUGGUUACGUGCUUUACUCCGCAUUGGGAAGCUUCUACAUCCCGUCAUGCAUCAUGGUCUUCGUAUACAUACGCAUUUACUUUGCUGCUAAAGCAAGAGCGAGACGAGGAAUACGGAAGCCACUGAAACCACGGCCAACGGCCCCGCCAGAGUCGCCGGACAUCCGGCAAACGAGCUUCACUCAGUCUAGUGCAACGGAAGCUCGACUGACACCCAGUAUCAAUACCCUGGAAAACGUAGCAACUAUUGAAAACCAACCAGUACAAAUUCCCAUCGUCACUUGCGACUUUGCUAGUGACGUAAGUACUUCUGAGGCUGAUCCUGGUGGAGGAGGUAUUUCUAAUAUUGAUGACAAGGAUACACUCAAGGUAACAAUGGUGAUGCCGAUGCAAAAGACGAAUCUAAUGGCAACCCUGUCGGUAAAUGGGGGUGAGGGCCAAUCAAGCCAAGGGAGUGUUCCAACUCGAUGUCGUGCUCCAAGUGUGGGCAUCGAUGUCGACAUGGUGUCAGAAUUUGAUCCAUCGUCAUCAGACAGCGGAGUAGUGUCUAGAUGUGCUGUAGUGAAACCACUGAAGCUCCGUCUUUGUCGGCCUAUAUUUGGUCGUAAAGCGAUAGGAAAAGUAAAACGGGAUCAAGGUGAAGGAGGAAGACAUGGCAACAAGGAUGCUGGAACUCCGAUAGAAACGAAGCCACCAAAGCCUCGGGAUCCAGAGAGAGAAAAGAGAAGAAUCGCUCGAAAAAAAGAAAAACGAGCAACUCUAAUUCUAGGGUUGAUUAUGGGUAGUUUUAUAGCUUGUUGGUUGCCAUUUUUCUUCCUCUACAUCGUGAAGCCUCUUUUUUCUGACCUUCAAAUACCCGCUCAGGCAUUUGUCAUUGCAUUCUGGUUAGGUUAUAUAAACUCCGCCCUCAAUCCAGUGAUAUACACGGUAUUCAACAAGGAAUUUCGUAGAGCAUUCCGCAGGAUACUCUACAAAUGAAUUGUCUUAGCAAUCACUCGUAUAAACUAUUAUGGACAAUAGAGACAUCGAAGCUUGAGUGCACCGGGUGGUGAAGACACCCCAUGGACAAUGGGUGAAAGUGUGAACUACCAAGAUUUCUCGAGGGUCUUGAGUAGGAGCCAAUCGGAAUUACAAUUCAUAAGGGUAACUUUUGCUGUAGAAUUAAGCACGAACUCACAUUGACGAUUCCUCAAGUGGCAGCGCGCCGAGCGUGUUACCUAGAAAUUUGCCGAGCCAACUUAAGCCCCGACCCGAUUGCGAAUUCGUUCCAAUCAAGUACUUGCGAAUCUACAAAUCAGGAUAUUAUCUCUGAAUUGACAAUAGCUCCUUCAAUUCUAGCAUUCUCAGUUAUAUCUCUCGUUCUUGUUCACUGCUUUUGUCUUUAAAUACAAUUAUCUUAUGAAUUGGAGCCACAACUGCAUCAGCAGUAGCUUCCAUGCUCCGUUGAAUCUACAUGCCAGUGACGAUUGCGACGAAUUGUGAAUAUUCGCGGCGGUUGACAUGCAUUCUAUCUACUGUAAAUGUAAAUAAAUGUACACAUGUAUGGAUGUAAGUUCAUAAAGAAUAAGCAAUGAUAUUGCGAACAAGGAAUUUAAUGUUGAACGUACAGAAUUUUAAAAACUUUUUCUCCUCUUAGAAUAAUCACAAAAAUAAAAUCUGUUAAUCAUCAUAAUAUAGCUCUUCAAUUUUCAAAUGAGAUUUCACAAUUUUAAACACUGUAAACCAGAGGUGUGUUAAAAUAGCACACCUUAAGCGUGUUCAAUAUCAAAUUACUAUACAAGAAAUAGCUAUAAAAACAGUUGUAACAACUAUCCAAAUAAUUAGAGUAAACAUAAGGAUUAGUGUGAUGGCAAUCUACUUCGGUUAAACUUUGGAUUACUCCUACAACGAUAAAUUUUUUUCAGUGUAGAGCUUUGUAGUUAUUUUUAACACGCUUCAAGGUGUGUUAAAAUCUAUGGUUUGUUUGUAGAGUUCAACAUUGAAGACGUUUAGGUAUGUUUACUGUAACACACUUUGGAUUUACAGUGAAAGAUUUAUUAAAUUAUAUUCUUUACAUACUUCUGUACAAGUAAUCAAUAAAUUUUUUUUUUGUUCCAAGUAACUUUCAUCAACAUUAAGAUAUUUUGAACCAAAAUCAACACAUUUUACAGAAAUAACAUUCAGUGUAUGAUUUUUCUCUCGAAUAUUUCUUUUUCUUUUUCUAUAAAAGCUAACCUCAUUUUCUAAUGUAAAAUAAAGUAGCAACUAUAUCAAUCCUCAAAAAGUUUUCUUUGCACUCAUAAAGACAGAUUUAAAUGAACGAUAAAAUUAUACAAAUGCCUAUGCAACAUAUUUAUAACAUUUUUUAUCAGUUUGUUAUUUCCUUAGUAUUUUCACACGCAUAAAUGGACUAAGAGUAUUUUCUCUCGCACUGUUGUUGGAGACGUUUCUUGAAUUGUGAAAAACACGAUAGAAAAGAUAUAUAUUUUCUUUAAAUAACUGACAUAUUUUAUUCUUAAAACAUCUUAGUGAUAAUAACGAUUCGUUAUUGAAAAAAAAUAUUUUUCUAUAAAUCAUAAUUUACAGUCAAAAUAACCUUUGGAAAAUAAAUAAUCAGCACUCACAUGAAUAUUAAUUUUUGCAAAGUCAUAAAACUAAGAAAAUUUAUUGUCACAUUUGAAGAGAAAUAAAAAUACCCAUUAUUUCCAGCAGUUGCAAAAAAGAUAUAAACUGUGAACAAGUUAUAAAAUAAAAUUUAAAUCACUUGAUAUUGUUGUUUAUUGACAACAUAAAAGUUUUUAAUAAUAACUGUUAUAUUUUACAAUCGUGAAGUUUAUUUAUUCUCUGUUACAACCACCAUUAAUGGUACCAUUUCAAUAAUACUUAAUACAAUAAAUGUAUGUAAACCACAUACAUUGUACAGACAGACAAACAUUACAUUUUGACUAUGUUACUUAAUGAAUCGAUAACUAUCAUGCAUCUCCCACAUCCUCUCUUAUUAGGGCAAACCUUCCUAUAUCGUGUUCAUUCGCUAAUUCGACCAGUUACUGGUCUAACUGGUCAGGUCACAUCAACAGCAUUGUUCAACCAAUGGGUAGGAUUUACCGAUAAGGCUAUGUCACUUCUCGACAGAUUAUUAUCAUCACCCCGAUCAAUAACACUCAGACGUGAUCGUCAGAGCUUUGCGUUUUGAUUAUAAUUAUUGGACCAGCAGAAUGUUAGAAAUUAGAAGCAUAAACAACAUGACGUAUAGCACAUAAAUUAUCUAAAUACAUUUAUUACCUUAAAACGAACCAUAAUUAUUUAUUCAAUUUAUGUAUGAAUUUUAUAAAUGGAUCAAAUAGUUAAACUAAACGAAUAUUCUUGUAAUUCGAAUUUUUUUCACAUUCAUAUUGGCAUGGAAACUAAACGGAAAAAAGCCCAUUUUACUCAUUGUUGUUCAAUAAAAAUUAUUUAUAAACAAAGAAAAGCAAUAAUACUCAGUUAACAAGAGGUUCAUCAACUGAGCUUAAAAUAAUUAUUAACGUAUAAUAAUUUCAUUGAAAAAUUUGAGUAAAAAAAAUCCUUUGUAUUUGAAAAAAAACUCGCAUUCGGGUCGUUGAGGCAAAUUAAUUAUUCAAUGUUCCCUACUACCAAAAGUUGGUCGAUUAUGAAUAUAAUAAUUAGGACUGGCGAUGUACUUAUUUAUAUAAAAGAGAAAAUAAAAAAAAAUGUAAUAUUUGUUUAAUAACUUCUUAUGCGACAAAAAAAAACUUCAUACACAAAAUUAUAAUUGUUAUAUAUACAUAUACAUAAAUAUAUAUAUAUAAAUUGUAUUAUAUACAGAUUAUAUGAAAUGAGACUUUCUCGUAUUUAGUAAUAAACUGUCUUUUUAAUAGUA